ACCCGGCCGGUCGUCAGUUACGCCACGAACGUAGUAUGUGCCGCGUCUAGUUUACAUUAUUUAGAGUAUUUUAAUAUGUAUUUAUGCAAAAAAGUGAUAAAAAUUUACUUUAAGAAAGAGGUGGUUUUGGUGGUUCAUCUAGAACGUUUUGUUUGAAUUCGGAAUAGAGCCGCUUUUGACGUGAAAAAACGCGGGAAACUGGAUUUUUUUUAGUGCGUGCGUUUAGUUAUCGAUCGGGAGUCGGGACUGCUCUACUGCAUUGCAACGGUGCAGGACGAUAAAAGAUUGUAUUUGACAUAUGUAAAUAUGUAUUUACAGAAUGAACCAAUCAUACCACAACUAAACUUGUAAAUUACGAUAAGUACGUUAUUGUUAUGUGAUUUUUCCAAAGAAUUGAACUGAACUGUGAUAUAUUAUUGUGUAGUGGUGUGGAAUUGUUUCUGGAUACUAAUCAUUGGAUACAAAAUGGAUAGAAGAGGUUAUGCAGCAGAAGGCGCCGCUGGUGCCUAAUAAUAUCAAACUUCAGCAACCGCAAAUUCCGCAAGCGACCCGCAGAGGUUUAGCUGCAAAUUUCUUCAAAGCAACAUUUAGUUCACGCAGCAAGGCAGUGCCUGCUGCGUCUUCUUAUUCGGUUGAAGAAACUAGCAAAAUAGGCAGCGCGGAAACUAAACCAGUUACUAGAAAUCGACCCAGGACAGCGCCAGCAGAUACUCAAGUGAAGAGGAAAAGUGUCGAACGACCAAAGCUCGUACUAAACCGUGAGAGCUCCUUGGAGCCGGCCAGACCGCUUCGAAGCAAACCAAAUACCCCCGACCCCGGACCCAAAACACCCGACAAAAAUGACCUGAAAACUAAGAACGUUGUUUUAAAAAUAAUUAAAAAAACACCGGCACCGCAAAAACCGACGGAUUCCAAAAGUGACAGUAUCCUCCCGCCAUCUUUGAAACCGACUGUUGCUGAAAAAAACAAAUUGACGCGUUCGAAAUACGUAAACAAUAACACCGUUUGGACGAAUGCUAAUGUAACAAAGGAGAAGAAAGGACCGCUUUUAUCCCUCAGAGGACCCAGCCAGGGGAAGCAAGAGGCGACCCUCAAGGGCGCUCCUUCCGUGUCCAGUCUCGACUCGAAACACCACAAAGUCGCUCCAGCGAGAGACAAGACGCUUAAAAUAUUCGGCUCCAAGGAGAAGUUGAAUAAGGCGCACAAGAAGAAAGAUUUGGGCAACAAUAAUGCCGUUCUCGAAGACCCAGAAUUGAGAGAGGGCUUUGAAUAUGAUGACGCGCAGGUCCGGCCCCAUGACUAUGGGAGCGCGGAAGAAUUGGGAACUGGGUCGGUAGACGAGAGAGGAUCGCAGGAGUGCAUCAGUCUGCCGGUCAACUUGAAUGCAGAACACAUGCCAGGGUUUCAGGACGUCGAGCUGAGGCCUAGAGUUGCUUCUGAGGCUUCACUGACAUCAGGGGUGCGCGAGAUAGAAUCACUAAGGCGGGAAUUGGAAGAGAGCACGAUGGAGCGGGCCGCGCUGCAGUCGCGCGUGGACGAGCUGCUGGAGAAGGCCAGCGAAGCGGACAGACUGAGGGCGGAACUCGACAGACUGAAGAGUCACGAAGCAGAUCGAGAAGCGGCACUAGAACGACUGGCAGAUGAGAACGGUGCCCUACGAGCAAGGUUGCGCGGGGUCGCGCACUCGCCGCUGUCGGACAGCGAGAAGCGGCAGCUGCUGCUCGCGCCGGCGCCCAGGAGGAUGCAUUCUUCUGCACCUGCGUCUAUAGCUUUGGCUCACAAUGGGGAGGGAGAGAAUGGAGAGGCCAGCACUCCAGAAUGGGACAAACAUUCGUCGUCUUCCCUAAGUGAGGUUUCUGUCGCCUGUCUUCAGGACAGAAUCUUGCAGAUGGAGGAACAUCACUACAGUCUUUUGGACAAUAUUGAAUUGUGCACAAGCGAAGAACUGCAAGCCACACUGGCCGAACUGGCCGACUUACAGUCCCAGCUGGCCGACGCGCACGCCGACAAUGAGCGGUUGGCCGACGAAAAACAAGUGCUGCUCGAAUCGCUUUGCCGACAAACUGAGAAAUUAGAAGACAGUCGGACUAAGGUCGAUACACUCCAAGAACUGUUACUUAGAGAGGGCAUCGAACCCGAAACCCUAGGACCCAUCGACACUGAUCAACAGUUGUUUGCUGUUCUUAAGGUAUCGCAAGAAGAACGGCGGCUCCUGUUAAGCAAGCAAGAGCAGUUGGAAGCAGAGCUUGGCGAAGCGAGCGCUGCGCUCAAAGAGAAGACCAAAGAGAUAGAAACGCUCAAUGAGCGGAUACGCGCGCUGGAGGGCACGCUGGAGCGCGCGGAGGCGGAGCGCGCGCAGUGGGAGCACGAGGCGGGCGCCGCGCGCGAGGUGGCCGCCGCGCGCCAGCACCAGGUCGCCACGCUCUCCGACCUGCUCGACGCCGCCAAGGCCAAGUUGGCGGGAGCAGCCGAGGGCGCGGCGGCAGCGGAGGCGGCGGCCACGGCGGCGGCGCGGCGCGAGGCGGAAGCCGCGUCGGCGCGCGCGCACGCGCUGGCCGAGCGCCUCGCGCACGCGCAGCGCCAGCUCGACCGCGCGCACUCCGACGCCAGGAAGCUGCACGACGAUGCGCUCGUAUCACGCAACAACGCAAAGUCAACUAUUUCCGAGUUGGAGUUCCAGUUGGAGCAACUUCGGCAAGAGAAGGCCGCCUUGCAGGGGGAACUGCAGACGUUGCAAGAUAGCACAGCUGAGCUGCAAAUACAGGUGCAAGUGGCGACGGACGAGAAGCUAGCGCUAAUGAGCCGAGCGGGCGAAGCGUUGGCGCGCGCCGCCGACCUCGAGCGGCAGCUGCAGGACGCGCGCGCGCGCCACACGCAGCUGGCGCGCGACCGCGAGCGGGACGAGGCAGAAUGGAAACAGUUCCAAAGUGACCUCCUGAUGACGGUCCGAGUGGCCAACGAUUUCAAAACUGAAGCGCAGAGAGAACUUGAAAGACUCGUCUCUGAGAACAAGAUGGCGAGAGACCGCAUCAGACUCUUGGAGGAUCAAAUGCAUUCGUUGAAAGCUUUACCCCCUCGUGCCGAAGAAACUCCUACACCCCCACCGUUGUUAUCAAGCGCGUCUCUACAGGACAUUAUGGCGACAGCGGCGUCACAUCGUCGGACUAAAGGCGUAAGUCGCCAAGACUCCCGCCUGUCUGUGAAAUCUCUCAUAGAGAGCAUAGAGAACGCGGCGAAGGCGGCCAAACAGUCGCCAGCCACCACGCCCGUCACUGAGUGGCCGCAGCAGGUGCAGAGCCAGAGCGGCGCAGUAGCGGCGAACAUGAAGAACGGCACGGCGGAGGGCAGCGCGGGCGGCGCGCUGGCCGCGCCCGCCUUCGCCAAGCCGCCCGCCGCGCGCGCGCGCAACUCGCCCAGCAACGCCGAGUCGGGCGGCGGGGGCAUGAGCAUCGCGAACAUGCCGGACGAGCAGCGCGCGCUCGCCUCGCUGCAGCAGAAGGCGAUCGAGUCGUUCGUGAGGCGGAACAGCUAUGGGGAUAUAUGUGAAAGAAAAGAUCCCCUCAACGCGCUGCAAGUGAAAAAUGGCGGAUCCAAACGCAACGCUCUGCUGAAAUGGUGUCAGCAGAAGACGAUGGGCUAUAACAACAUUGAUAUAACUAACUUCAGUUCGUCCUGGAACGAUGGCCUGGCGCUAUGCGCGUUGCUGCACUCUUACCUCGGCGAGACUCGAAUCCCGUACUCGUCGCUGACGCCCAACGACAAGAGGACCAAUUUCUCCGUAGCCUUCGCAGCCGCUGAGUCGGUGGGGAUACCCACCACACUGAACAUUCAAGACAUGAUACAGCAAGAGCGGCCAGACUGGCAGCAAGUGAUGGCCUACGUGACCAGCAUAUACAAGCACUUCGAGACUUAGCGGCCGUUCGCUUGCAAGGGUCAAGCUAUGUUGGUUGUUAUUUAUUAGCUUAUCUAUGCAUUUCCACGGUCCAAAAUAUGUUUAAGCGGACCAGAUUUGUAGGUUAUAUUAAAGAUAGUGUGUUUUUGUGUUCGUAUGUCUCGAAAUGUGCGUCCGGAUUGUAUGGUAGGUGAUGCUAGUUUUCUUCCACGGUUUUGAAGCACUUUUUAAAUACCGCUAUCGCGUCAAUUAUGUCUUAUUUUGUUCUGAAAAUAAUUCCCUUUAUAUAGAACUAUAGAACGGUUAACUUAAGCUUUGAUAUUGAUAGUAAACGCCACAGUAUGGAUGUACGUGUAAACGGUAUUAAGUAUUGCUGUCUCGCCUCCUCACAAACAUUUAAGUGGGCGUGACAGAGAUAGUUGCUUUGUGCUAAAUAUCGGAUAUUGGUAUCGUAAAAGACACGUGGUUAAACAUUCCAUUUCAUGCAUUUAUGAAGUUUCUUCAUAAUAAUUGCUUUGGUUAAUCGAUCUGUUUUGUUUUUUAGAAUAUUCGGUGCUACAAUAUUUAAGCCAUUCAAAUUUUAAAGUAGAUUCCAUUUCGCCAAUUUAUAUAUUCAUUGAGGCAGAUUAUACAAUAUUGAGGAUAGUUGUAAUCUAAAACAAACAUAAUAUUAUGUUAACCUUAAUCCCUAUUAAAUGAGGGUAGUUUGAAUAAAUAUUCUAUAGAUUAUAAAAACGAAAAUUGUAUGCCUUUGAAUGGCCUUUUGGUGUUGUGUACGUGUUAAGGAAUUGAAUCCCGUCUUUCCAUAAUAAAGACUGAUUGAUAGGUUUACGGCUAACAUCGUAGGGUUGGGAGAUUCUAGGGCUGUCAAUCUUUUAGACAUUCUAUAACAUAUUUUUUUUUAUCAAGUUUAAAUUAGCAAAAAUAUAUAAAUUUAACACAAAUCCAACACAUCACUAGGAAUAAACCUGUGCUAGAGACGACCGACGCCUUCCACUCUAAACCUAGAUAGAUAUUGAAAACGCUUUGUCGUUAUGUUCUGAUUUUAAUUUAUAAAACUUGUAAACUAACGGAGUUUUAAUCCAAAACGUUGACAGCCUCAGACAUCUUUGUGAUGUCAAUAUAGACUAAAUAUAUUUAUGGUCUAAUGCUUUUUGCAUUUAGUGCUUCUAGAUAUGAUGUUAUUCGAAAGUGGCGGGUGUUAUAAAAAAAUUGGGAUCGCGAUUCUAAAGGUUCUAUACAAAAGAGCCCAAAAGCAACUGCAAAAUAAAGUGGUCACCCAUCUAUUGAUGACCGUGCCCACUGUUGCUUAACCUGGAUUUUUUUUUAUAUUUUUUGUUGCAACCACAAUAGAAAUACAACAUCUUUGAAAAUUCAACCGUCGAACUAUCGCAGAGCAUGAGAUAAAAAGCGAAUUAGACAUAAUUUUUUAACAAAUGAAUUCAUUCCGAUUCAAUACUGACCAUCCGCCAUUUUGAAUACGUCACAAGUGAGACGUGUAACGUAUAUAAAUAUAUUCUUGAAUGAUGUACUUCGCUGUCUAUUUAUGUGAGAGUAUUGGUAAUUAUUACUAAUUAAUUAAUAAUAAAUAUAAAUAAAAAUUCACGUACCAAGGUUCUUGGGGUAAAUGAACCUUAAUCUAAUGCAAUACGGUUCAGAUAUAACACACAUUCAUUUAUUGUAGAAUCUCACUUGUGUUAAUCCUUCCCAACGUCGUUACAAUUAAUGACACUAACAAUUGUAUUAUACGCAAGUAUUGAAACACUAUCUUACCCAAAUCAUAUAAGUAAUGAUAAUGUUUACUCCAGAUGAGAGUUGAAAAAACAAUUCUAUUUUUCCAUCAGCGUUUAUAUAUCGACCUCAAAAGCACACAUAAUACGAGUUUUGUAGAUUUUUUUCAUUGUCACAGGUCAGAACUAUUGUAUCAACAAAUGAUUUAAAAGAAAUGGAAAUAUUUUACAUUAACAUCCAAAUAGGGGCUAGACUUAUUUGGUUGAUUUACUUUUAAAACCAGUCAGUUUUUAAUAGUUAUAACUAAAUAAAAUUUAAAUAUAUAUCUGGCCUUCGCGUGUAUUAGAGCGAGACGCAUAGCUGCAGCUGUACGUGUUAUGAAAUAGAGAAUAAAAUAUGAAAGCUGCCUUCGUAUUGAAUUAGUGAUUUGCGAAUUUUAUGUACUGUGGUAAACAAUUUUGUGACCAUAGAUAAAAAAAACAUGAUUAUUGAAUUGGGAAUGUCAAAUGAUUCGAGAACAUUCUAGUCUAGAAUAGUAGAGUAUUCUAUGGACAAAAUUGGAACACCAUUGUUGUAAAAACGAUUAUAAUUAUUUUGCAUUGUAUCUGGUUGUUGAAGCUAUAGAGUAUAUAUUUUCUGAUAAUUAUAUUUCUGUAAAUAUAGCUUAAAUAAAGUUCCUGAUUUAUCGAU
Zerene cesonia (dogface butterfly) is the source of this 6313-nucleotide messenger RNA. RefSeq names its product cytospin-A-like. The transcript is spliced from 25 exons. Gene Ontology annotation, biological process: actin cytoskeleton organization. NCBI's taxonomy places the organism in Eukaryota, Metazoa, Arthropoda, Insecta, Lepidoptera, Pieridae. Gene Ontology annotation, cellular component: filamentous actin; microtubule organizing center. Gene Ontology annotation, molecular function: protein binding. The record is from RefSeq and is a predicted model, not a curated record. The coding region runs from base 482 to 3913 and encodes 1143 amino acids.